This is a messenger RNA of Charadrius vociferus (killdeer), 1689 nucleotides long. Its product is annotated as zinc finger protein 777-like. The record is from RefSeq and is a predicted model, not a curated record. Gene Ontology annotation, biological process: regulation of DNA-templated transcription. The transcript has 9 exons. Lineage: Eukaryota; Metazoa; Chordata; Aves; Charadriiformes; Charadriidae. The coding region runs from base 1 to 1689 and encodes 562 amino acids.
AUGAGGCUGUGGCUGCUCUGCGGUUUCGCUGCCGCCGUGGUCCUCGUGGCCACAGCCGGAGCCAACCAUAGUGACUCGAAGAAGGUCGCACGGGGGAGAGAGCGGCUGGACAACGUGGAGAAUCUCCUGAAGAACAGGAACUUCUGGAUCCUGCGGCUGCCCCCCGGCUCCCGGGGAGAGGUCCCCAAGGUACCCAUCACGUUCGAUGACAUUUCAGUGUACUUCAACGAGCAGGAGUGGGAGAGGCUGGACCGCUGGCAGAAGGAUCUGUACAGGGCUGUGAUGAGGGGGAACUACGAGAUGCUGAUCUCCCUGGACUACGCCGUGUCCAAGCCUGACAUCCUGUCCCGGAUCGAGAAGGAUGAAGAUCUCUGUGUGCGAGAUGGUCAGGAGCUCCUGCUGACGGGCGUCGGAGAUGGUCAGGAGCCCGCGCCGGCACCAGAAGAGAUGGAGCAGAUGAAAGAGGCUUUGGGAGAAGACGAAUUCCCCGAGGAAGCUGACGCAGACGACGCCGUGUCCAGGCCUGACCUCCUGUCCCGGAUCGAGAGGGAUGAAGAGUUCUGUGUCGAAGACUGUCAGGAGCCCCCGCUGACACGUAUCGGAGAUGGUCAGGAGCUUCCACAGACCAAUGUCCGAGAUGGUCAGAAGUCCCCGCAGGCGCACGCUGGAGAUAGUCGGGAGUCCCCUCAGACAGGCGUCCCAGGCAGUCAGGACACCCCGCAGACAAGUGUCCCAGAUGGUCAGAAGUCCCCACGGACACCAGAAGAGGUGGAUCAGGAGGAAGAGGCUUUGGGAGAAGACAGAGUCCCCACGGAAGCUAACACAGAACUCCCCAUCCUGGUGAUGAACGUCAUGUCCCUGAGCGCGCAAAAAGAGGAGCUGCGCAGGGACGAUGGGCCUGAGACAGAGAUGGAAGAGGACGCGGCUGAGCCUAGCACCAAGGAAAGCUUUUUACUGGGAAAUGAAACGGUGCGUGAACGGGCUUCUCCUCCUGAAAACGUCAAGGUGAAGGAAGAGGAGCCUGAAGCAUUGCAAGAGGUUUCGGCAACCUCUCCCAGCCCAGAGAGCCACAAGUGCCCCAAAAAUGAGAAGGCGAAGAGCAAGAAGAAGCCGAGCAGAUGUGCAAGCAGCAGGCUGCUGAUGGGCAACUGUCGGCGCGGUGACGUGCGCGAGUGGUCCCACCCCUGCACUGAAUGCGGGAAGCGUUUCCGUCUGAAAAUCAACCUCAUCAUCCACCAGCGGAGCCACGCCAAAGAGGGGCCCUACGAAUGCGCGAUGUGCGAGAUCAGCUUCGCCGACAAACGCCACCUGGACCUCCACCAGAGCAUCCACAUAAAAGACAGGGCCUUUGGGGCCAAGGUCUGGGGGAACGUCCACCCAGAGCUGAGGAUCCGGCCGAGGAGAAAGUUCUGCGGGGCUUUCUGCGGAGGUGCCAACGGCCUGAACAACGGGACGUACGCUGAGGGGGCCUGGCUGGGCCAGGCCAAGGAGAAGCUGGACAGAGGGAACCUGUCCAGCACGUGUUUUUCCCGACAGCAGAGUCCCAGACUCUCACGUCUGCUGGCUGAUGCACGAAAUUUUCCCAAGCUGACCUUCCUGGGAGAUGACCGGGUGGUCUCCUUUAGUCGUGUGCUAAAUCCCCCACGGAAGACUAAUUCUGGUAGCUACCUCAAACGUCUUGCGGAGUGA